This is a messenger RNA of Aspergillus saccharolyticus JOP 1030-1, 3111 nucleotides long. RefSeq names its product PalH-domain-containing protein. Gene Ontology annotation, biological process: cellular response to pH. Gene Ontology annotation, cellular component: plasma membrane. Bases 364 to 2703 code for a protein of 779 amino acids. The record is from RefSeq and is a predicted model, not a curated record. The transcript is spliced from 2 exons. NCBI's taxonomy places the organism in Eukaryota, Fungi, Ascomycota, Eurotiomycetes, Eurotiales, Aspergillaceae.
CCAAGUCCCUGGGUCAUAGAUCUGUCUCAAGUUGCUGAUUCCGUCAUUCUCUACUGUGAUCCCGAGUCUUCUCGCCGUCUGAAAAGAUUUGCUGGACGGUCGCGACAUCCACCGAAACUCCUUCCAAGCUGUCUCAAAACUCGACGCCUUACAGGCAGCCACGGUCGCUCCGUGCUUGACUCGUAUAUCCCGACCGUCGGCAAUCGAUAGAGCGCUUCCGACCUAUCGCCAUUAUGGGUGUCUGAAUUCGCCGUGGGACGACAGACUCUGUUGGGCAUUGAUGACAAUUCAUACAUAUGAUUCUGUGGCGUGCUUGGCCUGCUUUGACCUCGACGUGAAACGUCCUGGGUUGCCUGUGCUAUCAUGGAGCAUGACGGGCAUCUGGCCCCCCGCCAGAUUUGGGCACAGCCAACGACAACGACAAGCAGAGUAUACGAAUCAGGCUGCACUCCAUUUCUACUACCAAGCGAUGGUCACGUUUAUUUGAACCGUUCUUAUACGAUUACCUUGACCGAAAAUGCGAUCUACGAUCCCGUGUGCACGAGCACAGCAACGGCUACGCAGCAUGCUAUCGCGGCGCUCGACACCACUGACCCCUUUUAUUCUUCGAUAGCGCCUCAGUUGUACGCCAUGGGCUGCACGACUGUGGUCAGCUACUUGCUCGUCAUAAUUCUGCUUAUCACGCCGCGCACGUUUUACGUUGGUGGUCCCGGUGGUGGUGCGAAUCUUCUCGGACGGCGCGGCAUGAUAACCGGCUCAUACAGCGGGAAUUCCUCGGUAGUCGGUGUUGGUGGUCGUCCCUGGCUGCAAAAGGUUGCCGCGCUGUUGGUGGCUGUAUCACUCACCAUCGCUACGGCGGAUUCUUUUCGGGUCGCCGAACAACAAUACAACUAUGGCUACUCUGACGCUGAAGCCUUGGCUGACGAAGUCAUUGAUGGAAUGGAAAUUCGAGUUGUCCGAGUCAUCUCAAGUACCUUCCUCUGGCUUGCCCAAGUUCAGACUUUGAUUCGCCUGUUUCCGCGGCAUAAAGAGAAGGUCAUGAUCAAGUGGGCCGGAUUUGCGUUGAUUGUUUUCGAUACCACCUUCAGCAUUCUGGACAAAUUCCUUGUUAAAUCUCAUACCACGCGUCCGCGGCUAUACGAAGAUGCGAUACCUGCACUUAGUUACCUUUUCGAGCUUGCUCUGAACCUACUUUACGCCGCAUGGGUCAUCUUUUACUCUCUGUCGAAACAUCGAUUUGCUUUCUUUCACCCGAAAAUGAGAAAUAUCUGCCUGGUGGCACUUUUGUCGCUGUGCGCCGUUCUCAUACCGGUCGUCUUCUUUGUUCUUGAUAUGGCAAAACCAAAGAUUGCCGGUUGGGGUACCUACGUCCGAUGGGUGGGGUCAGCUGCAGCGAGUGUCGUUGUCUGGGAAUGGGUGGAACGGAUUGAAGCCCUGGAGAGAGACGAACGGAAGGACGGCAUUCUGGGACGGGAGAUAUUUGAUGGAGACGAGAUGCUUGAAGUGACUCCCUCAGAGGAAGUCGAUUGGCCUCGCUACAAUCCUAACAAUAAUGAUCGUGGCGGUGGGGCUGGAAUGUCCUCUGGAUGGGGAGGUAUGAUGGGUUUGGCCCACCGUCCUCUCCGAACUAGAGUUGGGCGCAAUUGGCAAGCCAACUUGGAAAGUCAAACAAAUAUCGCCUCCGCCGAUGCAAGGCGUAGGAGGAUAGUCCCUCGACCUACCCCUCCACCUGCAGCCCUGACUCCCGUUAGUCGGGCCGAUACCACGAGUGCAGCUAGUACCGUGUACAACGUACAUUAUCACCCCGUGUCCAGUCCAACGCCACCAGUUGCCAUGCCACAUAUGGAAGAGGAGGAUGAGGAUAUGGAUGACGAAGCGGCUGCAAAGGAGAUGACCACAGUUGUGGAGAGUCAACAAGCUGAUAUGGUCCAAAAUAGAUUGUCAGCACAGCCGACCAGGGAGCAGUCUCCCCAAAUCGUCCACAUGGACAGAGGGUGGCGGACCUUGUUGAAUCCGUUCAAAAGGAGGCGUGCUUCCCUGCCAAGGGAGGUUGCGUCUGCGCAAGCGGAGGAAGAGGCCCCUGGUUCGCAUAUUAGGAGAGAAAAUAGUAACCCACCGGGCAAUGCACUUGAGGACAGUGAUGAUGAACACAGCCUCGGACCCGAUCGAGCUGGAGCUUUCUUUCCGAUCCCGAGGCGGUUGCGUCCCAGUUCUGGACGCCAGGGUGCGGGGUCCCCACUGCCCAUCACUGUCAUACCUGCAAGACGACGCGGCCAGCAAACCUGGUCGCCGCAGCAUUUCAAUGAUAGUGGUCUUUUCGAAACCACCAACUCUAGCCAAAGGGCUCCGUCAGGCCGUGCUGAGGGCCGUGCUGAUGGCCGUACAGGCCUGCCUUUAAGAGUCAUUCAGCCGCAAACUCGAACCGCUGCCCCUUGGAGUGUAGAUGAUAGCAAUGCGUAUCAAGAGCUGCGUUAUGAUCCCGAGGCAGCGGCUCUAGUUGACUUUGAUCCUUAUCACCGUGAUCGCACCUCAACGCCUGCUGGAUAUGUCACACCAGAGCCAGCCUUGAACAACAACCCCGAUGCACACCAACCGACAGGUACAGACAGGAGCUCAACAGAGCCAUCGCCGCCAUCACAUUCUCCUCAUGCUCAUACUCAUGAACCUCUGGUGGAUGGAGAUGUACGAUCUCAGCAGCAAUGAUGGAACACCCUAAUACUCUGGGUUUCAUGUUCUUUGCACUUUUUUCUUAUGAGUAAUACUUGAAUUAGCGGGGAGUAUCGGAUCUAACACCAUCUUUUCCAUAUACCACGGUCAUCUAUUUUGCAUCCAUCGAAUUGUUGGAGCGACCUUCUCUACGGAUGCCCGUCUAUCUGUUAUAUAUUCAUGGUUCUCGUUCCGCCUGCUCUGGAUGUUCCUGGGUUGGGUCACCUCGAGAAGAGUUUGCUGGUGCUCUACGCCCUUCACACUUUUCAGGCAGCUUUGCCGACAUUGGAGGUACCUGGCGCAUUUUUGUAAAGAAAGAUACCCCUUGGGAUGCAUGUACUUACGGGCUUGAUAUACAUAUAUAUUGUUUUCUUGUGAUUUCGCUUUCUCUUGGGUGCUUCCGAC